This is a messenger RNA of Dentiscutata erythropus, 171 nucleotides long. The record is from the annotation of a GenBank genome assembly. Lineage: Eukaryota; Fungi; Glomeromycota; Glomeromycetes; Diversisporales; Gigasporaceae.
AUGCAAACAGAAGUAUCACCGGAUACACCUUCACCAUUGAGUUCCGGAGGUGCAUCAAUAAAUGAACAAAGCUCAGGAGAAAGUAUAGUAAUACUAAAUGAAUCACCGGAAACUGAUAUACAACCGUCAAAUGGAAUAGAAAUUGUUAAUAAUGAAAAUACAAUAGAUUCU